GGCCGGAAGCGAGCGGAGCUGAGCGGGGAGGGCGGCGGGUGGGGGGGCAGGCGGCCGGCCGGUGUCGCCUCUGCCGGGCGCGGAGCAUCAGGACGGCUGCCUCACCCCCCUCCUCCCCGAGCCAGCCAUGGAUUUCCACAAUAUUCUCAUGAUGGCCUCGGAGCAGCAAGGGUUGAACGCGGUGCCGAAAAGGUACAGUUUGGCUGUUGGUCCUCCCAAAAAGGUUCCAAAAGUCAAGGGUGUAGAGUCUGCAGCAGUGCAAGCAUUUCUCAGACGGCAAGAAGAAGAAAAAAGAAAAAAAGCACUGGAAGAAAGAAGAAAGAAAGAACAACUCUUGGCUAGACGUAUUGAACUGAAACAUGACAGAAAGGCAAGAGCUAUGGCCUCACGAACAAAGGAUAAUUUUUAUGGCUAUAAUGGCAUUCCUGUUGAAGAGAAGCCUAAAAAGAAGAGGGCUUGUGAGAAUGUCACUCAGGCCCCAGAGGCUGAGUAUGCAACAGAAGAUGAAGCUGAGCAACACGAAUACAGUCAGACUGAAUCUGAGCAUGAGCAAGAGGAAUACGAAGAGAAACCAUCCAAAGUUGCAGUGAAACCAAAGGCACCUCCCAAAAGUGCACCAGCACCUCUGAACUUUGCAGAGCUCUUAAGGCUUGCUGAAAAAAAACAGUAUGAACCAGUGGAAAUAAAAACAGUGAAAAAGGUAGAAGAGAGACCCAGAACAGCAGAAGAAUUGAGAGAGAGAGAGUAUUUGGGACGCAAAAACAAGAGAAUAGAAAUGCAUAAGAAGAGUGAGAAGGAGAUUAAGAAUACAGGGAUAUCCAGUUCUUCCAAAAAAGUGACUUCUCAGAAAGAAUCUUUACAUGCAAAACUUAAAAGCUCAGUAGAUAAACAUUCCACACCAAAAGGCAGUCUGUCGUCUUCUAUGAGUGGUACUGAUAAGAAAUCCAAAGCACCAGCAUUGACUGAAAAACCCUCACGGUCAUUAUCUUCCUCCAGAUUUGGUCAAAUGGAAAAAAACUCACAAAAUGGCUCCUUAAAAAACUCUACCGGUAGCAGUCAUAGUAAAUUACCUGUCAAUAGUAUUGGAAAGUCUGGCUCAAGCUCUCAUGUGCCACCCUCAAAACCAGCGUCCAAUGGGGCUCAGAGGCUACCAUCUGCUAAAGAAUCCAGCCUGAAAAAGUCUGCCCCCACAAAAUCAGGAAAUGCUGCAGCCCUUCAGCGUGGAAUCAAUUCCAAUGCAAAACGGUCAGGCAGCAGCUUAGGAAAAGGAGGACCUGGACAUCCAGGUGGUGGUUCAAGUGCAGGACCUGGGCGAUUGAGUAAUUCUGGCAUGGGACCUGGAAGGCCAAGCAGCAGCUCAGCUGCAGGACCUGGAAGGCCAGGCAGCGGCUCAAGCCUGGGACCUGGGCAACUGGGUGGGGGCUCAGGCAUGGGACCUGGAAGGCCAGCUGGCAGCUCUAGCAUGGGACUUGGGCGACCAGGCAGCAGCUCUAGCAUGGGACUUGGGCGACCAGGCAGCAGCUUGGGCACUGGACCAGGAAGGCCAGCCAUCAGCACAAACACAGGACCUGGGCGACCAGGGAACAGCACAGGCACAGGACCAGGAAGGCCAGGAAUUGGCCCGAGCACUGGACCUGGGCGACCAGGCAGCAGCUUGGGAACAGGACCAGGAAGGCCAGGAAUUGGUCCAAGCACAGGAGCCAAGCGACCAGGCAGCAGCUUGGGACCAGGACCAGGAAGGCCAGGCAGCAGCCCAAGUGCAGGACCUGGGCGACCAGGCAGUGGCUUGGCCACAACUGUAAAACCGAAGUGUACUGUUGUAUCGGAAACUAUUUCUUCUAAAAACCUAGUCACGAGACCUAGCAAUGGACAGAUAAAUGGAAUGAGAUCUUUUCAAGGGCAUAGACCUGUAUUUCAUCCACAAGGUCUUGGAAGACCACCUAUUAGUUACAAGAGACAAAUAGAAGAUGAUGAUGAUGAUGAAUAUGACUCUGAAAUGGAAGACUUCAUUGAAGAUGAAGGGGAACCCCAAGAAGAAAUAUCAAAACAUAUUCGGGAAAUAUUUGGCUAUGACCGGAAAAGAUACAAAGAUGAAAGUGAUUAUGCCUUACGUUAUAUGGAGAGCAGCUGGAGAGAGCAACAGAAAGAAGAAGCUAGGAGCUUGAGACUCGGUGUUCAGGAGGACUUAGAAGAAUUGAGACGGGAAGAAGAAGAAUUGAAGCGCAAGAGACAGUCUAAGAAGCUGAGGACACGUUAACUGACUUAUGGUGUUGACUUUGUUCAUUUUUUCUGCUACCCUCUGCCUCCAUACAUCUCUUAUUCUACUUCAGUUUCCAUUUGCUUGUUAGAGGGCAAAAGAAUAUUUAAAGGGAUUAAAGUACUGAAAAGCAAGGCUUUAGUUUGACCUAAAUAAGAUAUUUAUUUUUAAUACUUGCCAGGGUUGGUUUUUUAUGAAGAAAUUAAUGCACUAAUGCAUAUUAAGUGGAAUAAAAUUAAUAGAUGUUUCCACUGAUUAAACCAGUUCAAGAUGCCAGCAGAAAUAUUGACUAGCUAUGCACUGACUUGGAACUGUGUGGGCCCAUAUACCAGUAAACUAAUUUUGCAUUCACUUGAAAGGAAUAGCAUUCUUGUUCCCUGAUAUUUCUUGAGACUUAGAGAAAUUGCUUUAUAUCCUACUCUGUCUCCCAACUUGAGCCUCAAAGUAUUGAAAUUGUCAUCUUCUGUACAGAAGCAGCUUGGGUGUAAAUUCAGCCGUUGCCACAGAUGUUCAAAGCAAUAAAGUGCUGCGUAUUUUCUGAUUUGAGGACCCAUAAAAAUAAUUUGAACCUCUUUAGUUUUAAACAGAAAAGUGCAUGUCAUUUGCAAAUUGUGCAGUUAUAGAUAUGGCCAAAAGAUUAUAUUGGCUUUUGCUGUGUCUGGAAUUCCAAUGCCAAUCUAACUCAGUAUGAUAAAUACACACCCUGACAACAGGAAUUUCUAGUGUUUGUAUGUAACUUGUGCUUUUGGGCUCAAGCUUAUGCUUGGGACUUCUUUUCCUGCCCUGUAAAUCUUCACAUUUGUUUAACAGCUUCUGCUGCUUUUACAAAUUGUGUACAGUGCACAUGUUUUUUCUUGCAUUAAAUGUGUUAAAUGAUUUAAAAUGUGAAGCAGUCAUUUAUCAAAUUAGGUUUACUAUUUAGAAAGCACAUCAGAAUUAAGUUUUGUUAGAAUGUAUUUGCAGCUCUUCAAUAUUAACAACUUCAUGUUAACUAGUUAAUACUUGUGACUAAAUUCAUCAAACCAAAAAUCUAAAAUGCAUAGCAGGAGAGUUAGUUCAGUUACUUACCUUAAUGCCCAUAUUUGCACAUUAUUUCUAACUAUGCACUUAAAGACUGUUUCUUUCAGUAACUGAAUUUGUUUACAAUCAGCACAGGGCUCAUGUAAGUCUACAAGAGUUGUACUGAGAGUCUGAAUCUCAAAUCUGGCAUUAUAUCUGCUUUGAUUUCCCCAGGUUGCCCUUCAAAGCUCACCAGUAUCACUACUUGGCUUUGCCUCAAGCUCCAGGACUCCAUUGAUAGUACCUCUGGCAUCAGCUGCUGAGGCUGUUAUGUUUUAAUGCUAGAAGUUCUUGAAAAAGUACAAAAAGGGGCCUUGGGUGCUUGUUGGGGGUGGGAAAAAAAAAGUAAAGGAAUAAAAAAGAACAAUCACCUUGUAAUAAAAUGACAAAGGAACCUUUCCUAUCAGGGAGCUGUUCUUAACAGUGCUGCUUCUAGAAGCAGUUCAGAUAGCAACCUGUAAGGAACAAUCUUGGAAGCUGCUGAAUUUUAAACAUCUGAAUCUUAAUGUAAGAAAAAACAGAUUUGCCUCUAAGAUGUUUUCUGUCAAUGGUGUACCAUUUCACUGCCUCGGUAAAACACUGACAUGAGUAAGCUAUUGGGAUAGAUUCUAUAAACUAAUUCAGUAUUAGCUGACAGGGAGCCCAGAUGAAGAUGCCAUCCUUGCUCCUGUGUAUUUUUAACUUUCUAUAUUAACUAACAAAAACUUUCUCAGUUUAUGCACUUGAGACCAUGCAAGAUAGUGUAACCUCACGGCUUCUCUAGAAGUGUCUUGUAUCCACUCUGCUUCAUUGGGACCAUCUAAAUUUUCUGUUGUAGUUCCUAGAAUUAUCCAUUCAAGAUAAUGAACACUGGGACCAUGAUCAAGUUACUGGCUUUUUUACUUUUUAAUUUUUUUCUAGCUGGAAAAAGGCUCUAGGUCUGUCAGCCCAGACAGCUAAAUCAGCUGUGAGCAACUUCCUGCCUGGUUGGGGAAAAAAGUCUCUUAUGAAGCAAAAGAAAUAUAUUAAUUCAGAAUUGGUUCAGUUGGGAAUUAAAUCUGCAUUUCAGAUAAAUAUAGGUUAAAUAAAACCUGAUUAUUUCACCCCUUUGUGAUUAUUUAACCAUGCAAGAUCAGUUAAAUUUCUUAAUCUGUAAAGCACUUUGUAAUUUCUCUUUUAGAUGGUGACUGGAAUGUACUCUGCUAGCCUCCCUAAGACACUGUAUAACUGUUUCUUCACACACUGAUCAUUGCUUAAAUUUUGUCUAUUUCAUAUGAAAAAUUAUUCAAAAAUACAUUUGUAAUUUUACAGUCCAGAAGUACUUUCUCAAAAUUGGCAUGGGCUGCUAAUGGUUUUCAAAUUUUGUACAAAUGUUUAGGUUUUAAUGUGUUUGCAUUUGCUGCAUAUUUGUAAAUUGACUAAGAAGGAGCUAAAUUAUUGUUCUUAAUUCCUCACCUUUAUAUCCAAAAACAUGUUUACUAUUUGCCAGAUUAAUCUAAUGAGUACUUUAGUACUUGUCCAAAGUGCAUCUGAAUUUGAGGUUAAGAAAAACUGUAAGAAUGCUUAUAUUGGUUUAUGAGGAUCUGAUGUUAAGCUAAUGAUUUAAUUGUAUUUAAUGAAAUUCUGGUUUGGUUUUUAGAUUUUUAAUUCACUGUUUGACAAUGUGCCUUUUUUGCUAAAUUGUGUCAAAAAAAUCAUGAAUGUAGGAGUAUAAAAAGGGUUGUUGGUUUCUUCUAUCUCAGAUUCUAUAUCCUUAAACUUGAUAGUGUGAAGUGACAUACUUUUCAUAAAACCCUUCCAGGUCUGGCUUUGAUUGCACAAUUACAGUAGCUACUUCUUUACUGGUAAUGCUAAAUCAAAUGAAGGGCACUUUCUAUUGAUGACUACUUUUUGAAAAUGUCUUGUAUUUACACUUGAGCUGUAUUUCACUUUACAGCGAUGUCUUUUGGAGGCCAGGGUUUUGCAUAUCACAGGAAGCCUUAGUGUGCAACUCUGUGCUGUGCUUUAAAAUAAAAAUCUUUCAAGAAGUAUAUGAGAUCUCUAUGAAAUCUGGAUUUAUUUUUGUGUAAAGCCCAAAAUAUUGUCCAGGAAAACUAAUUUUCUAUUUUUUUUGCAUUUUGUAACAUAAUCUAGUAGCUGAUGCAUAUUUCUAGAUAUAGCAUAUUUCUGGAGACCAAAACAUGUCAGAAAAUAAAUAUAUGGAGAGACUGGUGUUAAAAUUGUGAUGAAUGUACUUCUAUUUAUUUUGGUGAGUGGGUGUGAUGCAAUAUUAAGUGUUAGUGUGUAAAUAAGGGUGCUUGUAGUUUUAGCCAAUGGUGGUUUUUUUCCUUUGGGGAUAUCAUUUGUGCACAAUGUCUUUUUACACAAUGUGACAAAUCAGGUUAAAAACUCGUACAUAGCAUAACUGUUUUCUGGUGCUGUCAAGAAAGUGUAUACUUUUGCACACACCAAAUGCAUAUAAGUUUUGCAGAGUAUAUAUACAAUAAAUUACAGGCAUUAAACAUU
Molecule: messenger RNA, 5800 nt
Organism: Grus americana (Whooping crane)
Lineage: Eukaryota; Metazoa; Chordata; Aves; Gruiformes; Gruidae
Gene: SPTY2D1
Product: SPT2 chromatin protein domain containing 1
Exons: 6
Coding region: 128-2257 (709 amino acids)
Biological process (GO): nucleosome assembly; regulation of DNA-templated transcription
Cellular component (GO): nucleolus
Molecular function (GO): histone binding; DNA binding
Source: RefSeq, a predicted model, not a curated record